GAGCCAACAGCUUUCGCACGCUGGGGGAAGUCACCUCCUGGGUCCCAGCGUUCCCUGCGCUCCCGAAGGUCCCCCGUUCCCGCUUCCCAAACUAGAUCCCAAGCCCUUGGGGGCUCCGGGGAGGGGGCGGGGCACGGGGCAGCCCAGCGCCGACGCACGCGCGCUAGUCUCAAGGCGUCCCGCCCCCUCCCGGGGGAAGGCGGCGGUGUGGGGGGGCCUACGUCAGCUGGGGGAAAUUCCCCUCCCGCCGGGCAGCCUUCCUCUCGGGCCGGCCAGAGCUCGGCUGCUGCUGCUGCUGCGCUCCGCCCCCUGCCCCUGGCUCCCGCAGCCUGGACUGGCGACGCCGGGUGACCCGAGCGCGAGAAUUAAGCGGGUGGGAAGGUGUGAGCCGCAAACCCAGAGGAGGGCGGGAAGGAGGAGGAGAUCCUGGGGGUGGUCAGGGGGAUUGGGGAUCCCGCUGGCAGAGGUCCCUCGGCCGCCGGACUGACUGACUGCGGCGGCCUCCGGUUCGGACGCUCGGAGCAGGGCGGCGCGGUGAGCAGAGCCAUGGCCUCGGGUGGGUAUAACCCAUAUAUAGAGAUUACGGAACAACCCAGACAGAGGGGAAUGCGUUUUAGAUACAAAUGUGAAGGGCGAUCAGCAGGCAGCAUUCCAGGGGAGCACAGCACAGACAGCAGCCGAACAUACCCGUCUAUCCAGAUUAAGAACUAUUUUGGAAAAGGAAAAGUGAGAAUUACAUUAGUAACAAAGAAUGACCCAUAUAAACCACAUCCUCAUGAUUUAGUAGGAAAAGACUGCAGAGAUGGCUACUAUGAAGCAGAAUUUGGACAAGAACGCAGACCUUUGUGUUUUCAAAAUUUGGGUAUUCGAUGUGUAAAAAAAAAAGAAGUAAAAGAAGCUAUUAUUUCAAGAAUACGGGCAGGAAUCAAUCCUUUCAAUGUUCCUGAACAACAGCUGCUUGAUAUUGAAGACUGCGACCUCAAUGUGGUGAGAUUAUGUUUUCAAGUUUUCCUCCCUGAUGAACAUGGUAAUUUGACAAGUGCUCUACCUCCUGUUGUCUCUAAUCCAAUUUAUGAUAACCGUGCUCCAAAUACUGCGGAAUUAAGGAUUUGUCGUGUAAAUAAGAACUGUGGAAGUGUCAGAGGAGGAGAUGAAAUAUUUCUACUCUGUGACAAAGUACAGAAAGAUGACAUAGAAGUUCGGUUUGUGUUGAAUGAUUGGGAGGCAAAAGGUAUCUUUUCACAAGCCGAUGUACACCGCCAAGUAGCCAUCGUUUUCAAGACUCCACCAUAUUGCAAAGCUAUAAUAGAACCAGUAACAGUAAAAAUGCAGUUACGGAGACCUUCUGACCAGGAAGUUAGUGAAUCUAUGGAUUUUAGAUAUCUGCCAGAUGAAAAAGAUACAUAUGGCAAUAAAGCAAAGAAACAAAAAACAACUCUUCUUUUCCAGAAACUGUGGCAGGAUUGUGGAGUUAAUUUUCCUGAAAGACCUAGACCUAAUCCCCUAGGAACAAUGGGAGAAGGAAGAUUCAUCAAAAAAGUUUUGACUGAAACAUCCAGGCCAGUUUCAAGUCAAGCAGAAUCCUACUAUUCCUCAUCCAUCUCAAGUGCAUUGUCACAUCCUGCUUCAACCAUACCCACAAUGGUACCUCAGCCUUCUUCAAGCUGGUCGUCAGUGGCCCGCCCCACCUCACGCUCAGUCAAUACAAAUUCACUGAGUGGUUUCUCACCAGGGACCCUUUCCUCUAAUUCACAUGUUAUCACGCCAUUCCUGGAAAUGCCUGUUAUGAAUGAUCUGAAUACUUCUAAUGCUUGCAUUUAUAAUAAUACAAAUGACAUAGGCAGAAUGGAAGCAUCGUCUGUGUCACCAGCUGACUUAUAUGGUAUUUCUGAUGCCAGCAUGCUGCCUCAUUGUCCUGUGAACAUGAUAACGCCCAGUAACGACAGCAUGAGGGAGACCGAUAAUCCGAGACUUGUGAGCGUGAAUCUUGAAAACCCUUCCUGUAAUUCAGUGUUAGACCCAAGAGACUUGAGACAGCUCCAUCAGAUGUCCUCUUCCAGUAUGUCAACAGUCACCAGCUCCAGUACUACUGCUUUUGUUUCCCAGUCAGAGGCAUUUGAGGGAUCUGACUUUAAUUGUGCAGAUAACAGUAUGAUAAAUGAGUCAGGACCAUCAAACAGUACUAAUCCAAACAGUCAUGGUUUUGUUCAAAAUAGUCAGUAUUCAGGUAUUGGCACUACGCAAAAUGAACAGUUGAGUGACUCAUUUGCAUUUGAGUUUUUUUAGGUUAACUUGUAAGAUUUAAAUGGUGAAUUAAUUAAAUCUCUUGGAGUUCCCAUUGUGGCUCAGUGAAAAUGAACCUGACCAGUGUCCAUGAUGAUGCAGGUUCAAUCCCAGGCCUUGCUCAGUGGGUUAAGGAUUUGGUAUUGCCACAAGCU
Messenger RNA from Phacochoerus africanus (Common warthog), 2438 nucleotides. RefSeq names its product REL proto-oncogene, NF-kB subunit (gene REL). NCBI's taxonomy places the organism in Eukaryota, Metazoa, Chordata, Mammalia, Artiodactyla, Suidae. The record is from RefSeq and is a predicted model, not a curated record. Gene Ontology annotation, biological process: canonical NF-kappaB signal transduction; cellular response to stress; non-canonical NF-kappaB signal transduction. Gene Ontology annotation, molecular function: RNA polymerase II cis-regulatory region sequence-specific DNA binding; DNA-binding transcription factor activity, RNA polymerase II-specific. Gene Ontology annotation, cellular component: cytoplasm. The coding region runs from base 547 to 2286 and encodes 579 amino acids. The transcript is spliced from 10 exons.